Trichoplusia ni (cabbage looper) is the source of this 962-nucleotide messenger RNA. RefSeq names its product THO complex subunit 7 homolog (gene thoc7). The transcript has 3 exons. Lineage: Eukaryota; Metazoa; Arthropoda; Insecta; Lepidoptera; Noctuidae. The record is from RefSeq and is a predicted model, not a curated record. Gene Ontology annotation, biological process: mRNA processing; mRNA export from nucleus. Gene Ontology annotation, cellular component: THO complex part of transcription export complex. The coding region runs from base 122 to 730 and encodes 202 amino acids.
UGUCACCUAAAAUUCGACGUUAGGGAAGCCGCGUUGUUGUUUUGUAAAUAAUUAUUUGUGUUUGAUUUGCAAUUUAAUUUUACGACUACCAAUAACAAAUACACAAGUAUAUUUAUUUAAAAUGGGAGAUGAAGAUGUAAUUCGUAGAAGACUUUUAAUAGAUGGUGAUGGAACAGGCGAUGAUAGGAGACUUAACGUACUACUGAAAACAUUGAUAAAAUGGUCAACGAGCACCGACGAAAAAGCUGAAGAGAGUAAGGCUACUCAUGAUCGUAUGCUGGCGCAAUUAGCACAGUGCGAAUUUGCAGUAACGAAAUCUCAAUUGGCCUCAGAAAUGAUGUCUGCAGAAUUAAAAAGUUACGAAGCCAUGUCUAAAGUACUCGAAAAAUCUAUCGAAGUUGCCAAAAAUAACAUAGACAAGAGUAAAGCAGAUUUUGUUCAAGCAAAGACAGUCCGUAAAAAUCGCAUAGAGUAUGAUGUUCUGGCAAAGGUAAUUAGUGAACAGCCAGAUAGAAAAGAGACUUUGGAACGGCUGAGCACCUUGAAAACUGAUUUAUCAAGUUUGGAAGCCAUAAAACAGCAGUUGGAAAGUCGUUUAGCUUUGAGGAAGAAGCAGUUUCAUGUCUUGGUUACUUCUAUUCACCAAUUGCAAGCUCUAUUAGAUGAGCCGGAUGACACAGAAUCAGUAUCUGAUGACAUAGAUAUGAAAGACAUUUUAAAUGAAUCAUAAAUUAGUUUUAAUGUUAAAUGUAACAUGUGUUUAAGGAAAAAUACUUUCAUUUACUACUAAAUAAUUUAUAAUUAUUACAGAGUUUUUAAUUUCUUGUACUAAAAGUUUUUGACAGCAUCUCACACCAAAAAGUGUAGACUGAAUUCAUUUAAAUUUGUGAUGACAAUAAGCUCAAUACAAAAGUGCAGAACUGUAAAGUUUCAAGAAUAAAUGAUAUUUUCUGGCAAACCUA